This is a messenger RNA of Antrostomus carolinensis (chuck-will's-widow), 408 nucleotides long. RefSeq names its product sphingosine kinase 1-like. NCBI's taxonomy places the organism in Eukaryota, Metazoa, Chordata, Aves, Caprimulgiformes, Caprimulgidae. Gene Ontology annotation, cellular component: cytoplasm; intracellular membrane-bounded organelle; membrane. The transcript is spliced from 4 exons. The record is from RefSeq and is a predicted model, not a curated record. Gene Ontology annotation, biological process: negative regulation of apoptotic process; cellular response to growth factor stimulus; phosphorylation. The annotation marks the transcript as partial.
AUGCUGGCCGACGCUGACAUCGCCACCACCGUCUUCGUCACUGGUGAACCCCACCAUGCACAUGAGAAGGUGCGGGAUGAGGAUCUGUCGCAGUGGGACACGUUGGUGGUCAUGGCAGGGGACGGGCUGCUGUAUGAGGUGGUGAAUGGGCUGAUGGAGCGGCCGGACUGGGAGGACACCAUGAAGAAGCCGCUGUGCAUCCUGCCAGGGGGCUCUGGGAAUGCCCUGGCUGCCUCCAUCAACCACUACGCAGGCAAUGAUCACGUCGUCAAGAAGAAGCUGCUGAUGAACUGCACCUUCAUCCUGUGCAAGGGGCUGCACACGCAGAUGGACCUGGUCUCGCUGAGCACGGCCUCGGGCAAACGCCUCUUCUCCUUCCUGGGCUUUGGCUGGGGCUUCAUCUCGGAC